GUUCCCUUAGAGCGGUAAACGUUCUAUCGUGAGGCUCCUUGCUCUUAUCGAGACGUCCUUAAUAUCUGUCCAUUCAUUAUCGUUGAACGGCUUUCUUGUUCGUUUCCCAAAUCUACUUAUCAGUACGCACAUUUUCCUCAACAACGUAAGAUGUCAGGUCAGUCACAACGUGGGAAGACGAAGUCUUUGAGAGCUCGAAAUCAACGUAUGUCAAUGCCCCCCAUUAAUCCUUUGCGUGUGGCGCAUGCUCAGAAUGCCUCAAAUGACAACUUGGGGAUAUACGCGAACCCCAGACUAACGUAUAUUCUUGGACGCCAUGUUAUUGGAAAUGUGGGGGAAAUCAUUACUCUUGAAGGCGACCAUGUUCACGGUGUGAUAAAGGCUAUUUCUCCUUCCGCUGACCUCGGUAUAACGUACGCUCAAGUUGCACAAAAAAAUGACAAAGGUAAUCGUAAGAACGUGGCUGACAAAACCAUUCUCUGGACAGAAAUUAAAAUGGUUCAAAUAUCUAACGUUAAAAGGUUGGACUGCCUAGUCGAUGAUAUAAAAACGGACAGUGAGAUCGCCAAAGACUGUUCAACUAACAACUUUGUGGAAGACAAGGAGCUGGUGCCGUUCUUUGCCUCGUCUGAUGUCGUCAAAGACUGUUUACUUGAUCAGGGAAGCUUUUCUGCGAUGGAAAUGUUUGAGACGAAUGAAAAAAUGUUUUCUGUCGUUUCCACGUAUAAUGACGAUCUCCGAGAGUAUACGACACCUGUUGACAGGUCUGCUCCAAAUUUCUCUGAAACCGAGGCGCGGUGUGCAAAACUAGCGCAAGACAUCACAGAAAAUUCUCCAUGUAUUAGUUUAGUUGACAAUGAAGAUAUUGGGAUGGAAAAUGAGGAGGAAAAGUAUAGUGCUGUUAGACGCAACGGGACAGUCCAGAAUUCGAUGCGGAAUGCGAAAAGCAAUUCUCGAACAAAUCUAGCUCCUGCAGAAACUCAAGUCAAUUGCCUUGGCAGUCAACUGUCUCAGGUAUGUAUUCAGUCAAGUAAGCCAAGUCACACCGAAGCUGUUCGUGUGAGUAUAUCUGUUGGGGAUGCACUAAAGUCAGACGUUGUUCCACAAGUUAAUGUAAUAUCUAAAUCCAGCACCCAAGCCGAUAAAGAUAAGGUCAAACUAUGUCACGACCAACCUACUAAAGUGUCUACACCUACUUGCGUGUGCACGUCAGCACCUGUGAAAACCAAUGUUGUUGAUGUACCUGUGUCGUCUGUUAGUAAAUCAAGCAGUACUGAAGAGCGUGUUAAGAAAUCAACACUCGAUCCCAACGCUCCUGAGUUCCAGCCUAUGGGUUUGUCUUAUACUUCACAUUCUGUUGCUACUAUGCCUCCUACUCUUCAACCUAGUUUACCUACUCUAAACAUGCCUAUUCCACAUUACGUAUCAACGGUAAACGUUAUUUCUCAAGCCUCUCAAUUACCGACACAAGCUACGUUUAUUGCUGCAGGUCAGCACAUGUAUGCACCUUACUCCUAUGGUCACCAGACACAUAUUCAACAACUACUACCUACUCCAGUUUGUUCCAAUGGACCUGGCACAAACCCUCAGCAUGUCCGAGGUAGUGCAUUACCCCCGUCUGUUAAUCAACAAAGCUAUGUCACUCAUGGUAGUAAUAUGAUGCAUCAGUUGGGACAGAAUGCUACAUUAGGGCAGAUUAUUACAGCUCCUCAGGUGAUUACAGGUCAGAACUCCACAGGUCGCCUUCCAGUUUGUCCUUCAUCUUCCGUCAACUUCACACGCCAACGUUCCAAUGAUUCACCUUCUUCGGUAACCCACUGUACAUCGUAUCCCGUCCAGCAGUCAACUAUGUCUAUUCCCACCUUCCAGUCACAAGCACUAUACCAGUUACCUCAACCAAACGGUACGUUCCCUUACUUGGUUUCCAGUCAUCCUCCGGUGGGACUGCAGUUCCUUUCUGGUUUGCCUACUGCUGUCAGUUCUGGUUUGAUGAUGGGAGGUGUUCACGUAUCACAACCUUCUAGUCAGCAAAUAUGCCCAACUCAUACCAUCAUGCAAAUGCAACCUGCGCAUCUGCAAGUCCCUGUUGGACAACCAGAUCAGAUUAAUCAAACAACUACACCUCAACAAACCUCCCAAUCUCAGCAAUUAUUCUCUCAACACUUUCAAGAUCAAUCCCACUCCAUCCAAAUCCCUUCAUACGCAAAUCUCCAAGCUCCAUAUCAUCACAAUCUAAUGUUCGCUCCUCAACAGAAUUCCCCUGGGUUUUAUCCCGGGCCAUCUGCAAUGAUAGCGGCACCAGGAGUUAAUCAUAUUGCUUCUGGCUUAUCACCCAUCGUUGGCCAACCGAAUCCUCAUCCACUGAGUGCCAGCGUGGCAAAUCAGUCGAAUCAAUCCGACUCUUCUUCAACCGCCUCCCAGCAGUUACAGCAGACUCAUAUUAUGUCUCAACCGAAUUGCCAACCACAACAAAUGUUACAACAUUACCCAGCAAUCCCUCAACCUCAUCUGCUACAAACACAGCAACUGUCCGCAGCUCAACAUAUAGCCGGUCACCAUAUCCCCGGCAACCACACUUACCAUGCGCUGAUGGCAGCAAUGGCGGCCGGUGGUGGAGUGGGAGCUACACAAGCUCAUUAGUUACUGGGUGUUUUGUAAUGCCGUUGACUGACAAGUAAUAUAUUCUAAGACAAAUUCCAGCGCUUUGUAAACUACCCGAUGCCUUUCAUUCUUGACACUAUCUUUAGGUGUCUCAAGUAGUACUUUGUUGAAUCGAUCUCCAGAAAUAUGCAGGUGUAAUCUCAAAUCAUCGUGGUUUUUCCUGUUUCUGCAGGGUGUUGACAAUGAGUCCUAAAUUGUUGUGGAUGAUUCUUCUCAAAUUGUAAAAAUCGCUUGUAUGCAAAGUUUAGUAAAAUAUAUUAUCGCUAUGCAAAUAAUAUUUGUUACUGGGUUCGUAGCGUAUUUUAUUUUACCUAGAGCUGUGGACUGCACUACAACUUUAGAUUUAAUUCAGAAACAGUUCGGACGCGUCACUUAAGUCCGUUUUGUGACAAAUCUUGCGACCACUAGACGUUAGUAACAUCCAGUAAGUUAUGGACUCCAUCGUACGCCGACCCUGGUGGGUUGCCCGUGUGCUGACGCAUUUUCCGGUGUGGUUAGUGCCAUCUAGACUUGCAGUGAUACCGUGUGCUGAAGUAGUUUGUAUUUACCAGCAGUUGAGUGGCGAUGUACAGCGUGAGUCCGUCAUACAGGUAGGUCUAAUACCAGCUCCGUAUUUCGACACAGUACAGAGACCGGCCUGGUAGUCAGACUUCUGGAUAAUUUGAGCAAGCAAAUUGUUCCAAUGUUUUCUAAACGUGAGGUCAUUGUAAAGUUACACGUGGCAGCUCCCUUGCGUGGUGAUUGCUUUGGUGCAGUGGUUGUCCGUAGCAAUUUCUAAAUUCGCGGCUUUUGAGGUGAGUGCAUAGCUAGUGUAAUCUUGCAUCUUUCUCUUGCGUGUUAUUGUCCCGCAUGCUUUCGCGCGGAUCCGUCCCUUGCCUGAACUUAAAUAUUCAUGUUAAGCCUUUUAGAGCGAUGAUUAGGGUGUUUGAUUCCCGCCUUAUCCCUCCAGCAACUCGAGUCAGUGUGAUGUCACUACCUCUCAUUAAGAGUAUGCCUAAGCGAACUAAUGACAGGGAACAUAAGAAGAAUACACACGCAAAUGUCUUGCCUGUCGUUUGGAGAGUCGGACACUCCUCGAGUUCUUACCUCUCUAACGUUGAGUCGACGACGAUUUGUCCUAUUUCCGCGUAGGUUAGCUCCUCUUAACUCGAAAGUCUCCUACACUUGCCUCACUCUUCAAUCACGAGAUAAAUAUUUAGAUGAAGUCGACCGGAUUUAGGAAGUUUAUUUACUGAUAAUGAGACCGUCGUUCAAUAUAGAUUAAUGGCGAAUAGACGUUCAUCAUGCAUCGUAAGCAGUCCUACUGUCACCGACGAAGAUCAGAGAAAUUUGCGGUAAGCAGGUGCUAGUAAUACGUUGUUCUUAUGAGUGUCCUAAAUGUCAACACCAUAUGAAAUCAGGCACGCUCUACCUACCUACACCCAACUUAGCAUGCGUAAUUGAGAAAGCAUAUGCAUAGCUAGAUAAGUUUAUUUAAAAAAUAUGGCUAAAAUACAGUUUUAAGAACCGACGCUCAAUUGGAACUUUAUUAUUACUAUUCAUAAUCGUAAUAAGCGUUCUGUGAAACAUGGUUUUUAAUGAAGAUCAACCUUUAUAGCAGUGUUAAACUGCCUUCCUUUUUAACUAACUGACAAAAUUAAUUGAGACUUACUGCAAUCCUCGUCGACACUGAACUCUGCACCGACAGAACAACAAUCAAAAACUACUGGGAGUUACUACUGCGUUAUAUCCCCUCAUACAUGGCUAUAACUUUGCGUUGUGAUGUCAGUAUUUUGCAGUCUUUUGUUAUAGUGAACAAUAAAAUCCUGGAUGCUAGUGACUAAAACAUAAAGAAUUUUCACUUAGUAUGUUUAUAUUAGACCUGCACUUUCGAAAUGCCAAGCAGUGUAAAGUGGCUGACCGCUUCAGGCUAUAUGACAUGUGACAAAAUCUAGCGCAUAGAGUUAUCAUCCAUUACUCACGUUUCUAUGACCAUCUGAAAUAUGUAGUAAUAAUUCAAUGAAUUUAGCAGACUUACAAAUCCGUAUCUUCUUGCCGAAAGCAUUCAUCCGACGUUCGCAGCUCCUUCUUCAAACUAGACAAAAAAGUAUCAAGUUUCGUUGGGCUUCACUGUGCAUCAGACUUGGACUGAAACAUGAGCUGCAUAACUUUGGCACUAAAGUCUGGUAUUGCUGACCACAUUUGAUGCAGAACAAGAUUUAGUUUCGCGAAUUUAAGGCAAAUUACAAAUGUGACUUACUCAGCCGCAAUGUUCCUAGUUGUGUAGAACUUAUUUAUAAGCAUAAAUAAAACAUGUCUACGAAUCCAGCCUAGAUUCCAGCCAUGUCUAUGUCGACGAAAUUUUACAGAAACCCUGGUUCCGUUUCAAUAAUACCCUGAGAGAUAUUAAUAAGAUUACUUUACUUACCUUGUCGGCUUCUCUGUGUUUUUUGGGGAAUGUGUUUUCAUCCGUCAAACUAUUGACAUGGUAACCAGCCAGUUUGCUGAACAAAUCCUUCGCAGUCUGCAAAUUGUCUGUAUGGAAUAUCUGUAUAUGUAACUCAUCACGGUAGUGCAUAAUCUGUCGCCUGAUGUCUGACCAAUUCCCACCUGGUUGAGCACUGUUCAGGUGCAUGUCCACAAAGUUUUCAGGAUACAUUCAAAGUUCUCCCACAAGCCACUUGCUUGCUGUAAUUAGUGCCUGCUUCUUCCUGAGUCCAUUGAUAACCUCAAACUGCUUAGUAGUACACUAAAUGAUAUUUAAAAGUUAGAAACUCAUAGAACAUAUGACUAUGUCACUAGAAGACAACGGUUUCUUAAAAUAAUAAUGUCAGUGAAAAUGCUAAACCUAAUUGUUCCGUUUUCCUUAUAUCAGUAAUUAGCCCAGGUUUACCGUGUAGUACUAUGCACAUCAUCCGGUUUAAAUAAUGGGUUUCCAGUAUCCUUAAACGUAACUAUCAGUUUCUUGUAGCCAUAAUUGGCUGACGUGCCUAUAGUAGUUGCUAAAAUACUAGCUUAAAGCCUACCACAAAAAAUCUUUUGUACAUAACGGUGAGCUACUUGCUCCAUCAUAGGAUAACGGUUAUGCAUUAGAUUCUUAGUGUUCCAUAUGAGACUCAAAGAGAGAAGCGGGUCGCAAAUCGAAAGCUCUAUGCGAACAAACGUCAUCAGCAACACUUUUUGGUGGAUGUACAUUAUAGACUGUGUUUAAGUUAGUAGCACCGCUCGUAUUCCUCAAGAAAGUUACGUAAAUUAUUACUAACUGAAUCUGUUGCACCGCUGUACAAUUUAAGAUGCGCUAACCUAUAUAUCCCUAAUCCUAAAUGUUUGGAAUUUAAGUACAGAGGUAAUAGUAAGGGGGUUUUCAUAGCCGUGGAACCUAAAUAAAGGAACAAUUGACAUUCCGUUGCUUUCCAGAUGGAAAUGAAGUCUAAUGUUCGACAUUUUCUUUGAAAGUCAGAAGGAGCACUCCCAACACAACGAUAAGUGAAUUCAUUUAUGCCUGUGAUAAUAGCUUUCUUUAUGCCUCCAAGUCUUCUGUGAGAGAAAUCUAGCCACAGACUGAUUAGUUUCAUAACAACUUCAGUAUACCAUGUGCAUUGGAUCUAAAGAGAUCGUUGAAAAGACCAAAUAGAAAUGUCUCAAAAUUGAAACGUCCCUAAUGGUAAUUAGGUUGACUGUUGAUGUAAACUGUAAUCAGUUUACACAGUACAUUUAUCAUCUGGAAAUGUCAUCCUUCCAUCAAUGGGACGAUCCAUCCGUAGAAACCUAUCGCAACCUUCUUUUCGUUGUGAUUCACUGUUUAUCUAACAUCCAAACAAGCAGGAGCGUCACAGAUGCCGACAACUAGUUUGGUAGCUAUACAUUAGUUGAAUCUGACACCAUUCAGAUCCAAGUCAGCCAUUUCUUUUAUCUCAGAAAUUGUCAGUAGAUAUUUAAUUAAAUUCCGAAAGCUUCGUGUCCCCUCCAUAGACACAACUAAACCUAGGGGGGACGAUGAGGCCUAAUACUGACCAUAAUUGCUGAUUCAAGCCACUUGAAAUGGGAAGUCCGCCUACAUUAAUCACUAAUCGACCUACGUAGAAUGCUUGGACCUAGAAGGUCAAGUGUUCCAAACGGUACAGUUCGCCUUAAUCAUCAUAGUAUGCUCGGUCAAGUACCACUAAGAUAUAAUUAUUACGACACGUUUUUAGUGACUCACGGAUAUGGACUAUCCAGCCAAUGCCGACUAAAUAUUGUUGUAUGAGCCCUACAUCAUUCUAAAAUAAAUCUUUAGCACAUACAUGUAGACUGACGUAUGCGGUUGAGGUGAGUGUUGAUAACAAGAGAUGACUCUCUCUUGUUUCUUUUUAGAGAGCGAUUGUUCCGUACCAAGUGAAUAGUCCUUCAUAUCAUGAGUUAUUAUCAGUGUUGUAUUUAUUGUGACUAAUUAUGUCAGUGAUCUUAUCCCUUUGAGGCCAGGGUGUAUGAAAGAGACUUCUCGUUUGUAUCAUUUUUGGCAUGUCUGUUUUGUGUUAACAUACUGACGGAUGAACUCCUUUGGGUAAUUAACAACUUAGCAAAAACAUGGUUUCCACUUUAUACGAAUAUUCGUCAAGAUUAGAACGAAUAGUGUGACAGAAAUUGAGCGCCGAGUAUAGAGAAGUCAUCAUAUAUGAAAAUUAUAUUUGAAAUAAUCUCAGCGAUUGAAAUUUAAAUAAUUCCAACGUUUCGCGUCCAGCCAACUUGUCUGGACUUCUUCAGGGUAAUGAUCAGAAGUCCAGACAACUUAGCUGAACGAAACGUUGGAAUUAUUCAUAUUUCAAUCGCUGAGAUUAUUUCGAAUAUAAUUUCCAUAUAUAAUGGUUUCCACUGUUUUGAGUUUCAUUUAGUCCAAGUUCCUCUUGUGAAUUCACCGCUUAUUAAUCUAGAUACUGUCGCUUCCCCAUGACGGGAUAUUUAUUUCCAUUUUAAGCUUUGUAAAUCCCGAUAAUUUCUUCACAAUUUGUGGUACAAUGGAUAAAUUACAAUAUCUCUCCCUGAGGUAUAAUCACACUAAUACAACAAUAUGACAAUGAGACUGGCCUGGGUGGUCGAGUUUAUAAUACCGUUAGACUGAAUAUUCGAACGAUCAUCUACACACAGAUCAGAUCACGUUUUACCAGAUACACGAUUCAUCAUGACCAAGAAUAGAGAACCAAAGUAACGCCAAACACCACUUAACACAAUGACAAGCAGUCAUCCUUACUGAGUCCGGAGUAAAAUCAAUGAGAAGAAAAGAAAUCAUAUUUAAUAUUCUGUAAAUUGAGUACAUGUUUGUCCACAUUCAAUGACCAAUCACAUUUGGAAGAGACUAUAAUUUUAUGAACGAACCAAUCAAAUUUAGGUAUAACAGGUCUUGGAUUUUGGCAUGAAAUUUAGUCAUCCAUUUGGCUAAAUAACAUUUUGGCAUUUUAGCUGAUAUUAGUUCGUGAUGAAAACUUGAAAUCUAAUUCCUAGCUCUAACUGUCAAUUCAAUAUGUAGUGUACAAUUGUUUUUAAUGUCAGGAAUCUGAAAUCUGAUUUAUAUGUUCAGAAGAAAAUAGUUUCUAACUCUUUUCUACUAUGGUAGAGCAAACUCUAUUUCGUUACAUUGUAAAAUUAUCUCCAACUCUUUCAGUUGAUUACAUCACUAAGUCAUUUGUUUAAAGUUUAAUCAUCAUUUUAUUGUCAACUGCUUUUAUUCAUUUCACUUUUACUUAUUAUUAGUAUCUGUUCAUUAUGUAACCAACUUAUACCCAGACCUCUGAACUUUUGUUACUAUCAAUGUUGUAGAAUGUUCUACUUAUAUAUGUAUGCAAUAUUCUUAUUUAGUCUGUUGAAUCUAUUUGCAUUUUAACCAUACUACUCUAACAUGUAUUCACAAUAACUCCCAACCCAAUUCACUUGUGUAUAUGUUUUCAAUCCAUGUCAUACUUUUUUAUUUGUCAAUAAUGAAGGCUGUAAACCACUGACAAAACACUAAACGAAAUAUAAUGCAUUCACGUUAUUCUUCUCAAAUCUUUUUUCUUACUUUCUUCAAUAUGUUUUUUAUCGAAACUAAGAUCAUCAUUGAAUUUGUAAGCAAAAAUGGCCUCUUUUGUUCGGGAUGGAAACAAUCUCUAGUAUCUUACAAUAACUAGUAACAUCAACUUGUCGAAAGAUCGCAUCAUAGUUAUGUAAGCA
Molecule: messenger RNA, 8823 nt
Organism: Schistosoma haematobium
Lineage: Eukaryota; Metazoa; Platyhelminthes; Trematoda; Strigeidida; Schistosomatidae
Product: Ataxin 2-like
Exons: 8
Coding region: 151-2640 (829 amino acids)
Biological process (GO): cytoplasmic stress granule assembly
Cellular component (GO): cytoplasmic stress granule
Molecular function (GO): RNA binding
Source: RefSeq, a predicted model, not a curated record